Molecule: messenger RNA, 1632 nt
Organism: Callorhinchus milii (elephant shark)
Lineage: Eukaryota; Metazoa; Chordata; Chondrichthyes; Chimaeriformes; Callorhinchidae
Gene: spata48
Product: spermatogenesis associated 48
Exons: 9
Coding region: 7-1170 (387 amino acids)
Source: RefSeq, a predicted model, not a curated record
GCCGCCAUGGCCCACGCGCUGAUGCCCUUCGUCAGAGGGCCCGAGGACCGGCAUUACUUCACCAGUUUCCUGGACCAACGCCAGGCCGCCUUCACCCGCUGGAGCCCGUUCGCCGAGGCGCCCGACGACAACUACCCGCUGGCCCCGCUCCGCCGCGACGUGCCGCUCGUCGACCCCUGCUCCGGCUUCGUGAGCGCGGGCGCGGACGCCGACCUGGAGACCGGGGUGAAGGCCAUCCCCAGCCUGGUCGACCUGAGCGGCGAUGUCAGGCCCAACCACCGCGCCCCCAACCCCGCGGGCCGCUCGCAGACGCCGCCCAACUUCCCGUCCUUCCUGGAGUACGAGACGGCCGACGACAAGCAGUGGAACUCGCGGGCCGUGUCCACCGCAGCCCUGCGAGCCAGGGAGGGAGGUUGGACAAGUCCAGUGAGGGUUACACCAUCAUCUCCCCGAGUACCUUCCUCUUUUAAAACCCAUAAUUUUAACUUUGUGGUGGAUCCUUCGGAACAGGUUCCAGGUGAUGGAUCUGAUAUUGAGAGAGACCUGAUAGCAAGGAAAUAUAUGUACACAUCAAUGACCCAAAGGAGUUAUGAGGACGUUCAUUGGGACGCCAAGUUGCCACCUAAAAUCAAACCACCAGAUGCAACGCAGGAAAAGAAGACUGACCGUGUCACGCUAAGUUCUAAUGCGAAUAGAUACGAACCAACUACUCAACAAUGGCAAGCUAUUACUGGAUUUGGAAUCUGGGACAAAUUUCAAUCUCGGCCCCUGAAUAACGUAACCAAACCAAUCACAUUCUCAAGCCCUUUUCCCAGAAUUCAUCAGAUCCCACUCUAUAGUGGCUGUUUUGGUGGUAUUAAUACAGAGAAUGUGGACAACCCUCAUGCUGAAUUUACCCCCUUCACAAUGGUUCGAACCCAAGCUCCAAAACAAUACCAAGAUGUAACUCAUCGUCCAAAUCUUCAUACGGAUAAGUGGCUAUGGCCAGCCACCCAAGGUGACUUCAGAACAUUUUCACCAACUGCAGACCAAAUGUAUGGGACUGGAUAUCCUCAAAGUGGGGAAGCAGCCUUGAAGUAUAAACAUCAUGCACCCUUCGCUAAGAUAGUGGCAACAAUUCCACCUUUUAAUCCUUUUAAUAAAAACCCACGCAGAGUACUUCGGAUCUGAAUAAAUGUAUGAUAAGAAAUCUGCAUGUGCAAAUUUGUGUAAAAAUGUAGGUCUAUUUUAUUUUGAAUGAGGUUAUGAAAUUCCUAUUUCUGUAAACUUUGUUACAUUUAUUUGUGUCACAGUUUAUAUAUAAUGUACUUUUUCAAUUGAUAAAUCUAACAAGCACACUUACAGUAUAAUAUAGUAAAAGCGAUUGUUCUUUUUGUUCUUUUGUGAUAUAAUGUGUCACGAGUGCUCUCUCGGACUACUUCACAGGAUUUUACACUCAUGAUUCCUAUGAGAAGUUCUCAGCAGCGGUCUGGUUAUCAAAUGAGUGCUUUCCUGCAAAGAGAUGGGAAAGAUUGAUGUCUGAAAAGGCCUCUUCUGCCCAUUCUCCUCGCAAAUCAAGCAAGAAUGGUAAUUGAAGGUGUAUGAUCCUCUGAUGCUGAGUUGAUAGACUAAUAAAAUGCAGGCUGACCUCAA